UAUUUGACUACCCAUUUAGGAUUUCCUAUUAGGGUUUAUUACUUAAUAGUGGAAAAGGAUGAAUAUGGACACUAUACAUUCCUAUCUUUCUCAUAGGAUCUAUAUAUAGGAUUUCAUAGGAAUCAUUCAAUCUCUGAAACACUCCUGAAUUCCUUAUUCACUCCAUUUGUUUACCAAUAUGACAAGGAAGAAGGUGAAUCUUGCUUAUAUUACCAACGAUUCGGCCCGAAAGGCGACGUUCAAGAAGAGAAAGAAGGGAUUGAUCAAAAAGGUUAGUGAGUUAAGCACUUUAUGUGGAAUUGAUGCUGCUGCUAUUGUUUACAGUCCUUAUGACUCGCAACCCGAGGUGUGGCCCUCACCCGGCGGUGUCCAGCAUGUUAUAUCGCAAUUCAGGAGGAUGCCGGAGAUGGAGCAGAGCAAAAAGAUGGUUAAUCAAGAGAGCUUCAUCCGCCAGAGGAUCGCCAAGGCGACCGAGCAGCUCAAGAAGCAGAGGAAAGAUAAUCGAGAGAAGGAAAUCACUCACGUCAUGUUCCAAGGCCUAACUGGACAAUCCCUAAACGGCUUGAACAUUUUAGACCUUAAUGAUCUAAACUGGCUCAUUGAACAGAAUCUCAAGGACAUCAACAAGGCUUUUGAGUCUGAUCACUCUCCUCCAGUCACUGCUGCACCAGCACCAGAACCUAUUGCUGCUCCUGCACCGGCAGUUAUGGCCAGCGCGACUACAGAUUUUGGGGAAAAUUUUGUAGAUCAAAAGCCAAUGACAACAUUAGGGCAUGAUCAAAUGAACAUGCAGAAGCUACCAUGGUCUAUGGACAUGGUGAAUCCUCAAGAUCAAACGGGGACAGGGAUGGGUACGGGGACGUGGUUUUCUGAUGAGAUGAUGGCACCAUUGCCUGCAGAUAACGUCCCUCGCAAUGCUUUCUGGGCAUAUAAUGGUUUCUUUCCUUGAGAAAGAAAAAGAAAAGAGAAUUAUGUCAAUGCCAUUGCUGCUACAUGCAGUAGUCCUAGCCCUAGUCCUAGUUGUUCCUAUCUUCAUCUUCUAGUAGUCCUUUUUUCUCCCAUCAAUCAAACACAAGUCAUGUUUGUUUAAGUUAUUAUU
Molecule: messenger RNA, 1099 nt
Organism: Tripterygium wilfordii
Lineage: Eukaryota; Viridiplantae; Streptophyta; Magnoliopsida; Celastrales; Celastraceae
Product: agamous-like MADS-box protein AGL80
Exons: 1
Coding region: 179-949 (256 amino acids)
Biological process (GO): positive regulation of transcription by RNA polymerase II
Molecular function (GO): RNA polymerase II cis-regulatory region sequence-specific DNA binding; DNA-binding transcription factor activity, RNA polymerase II-specific; protein dimerization activity
Source: RefSeq, a predicted model, not a curated record